Messenger RNA from Pochonia chlamydosporia 170, 1536 nucleotides. Its product is annotated as neutral amino acid permease. The coding region runs from base 1 to 1536 and encodes 511 amino acids. The record is from RefSeq and is a predicted model, not a curated record. Gene Ontology annotation, molecular function: amino acid transmembrane transporter activity. Gene Ontology annotation, biological process: amino acid transmembrane transport. The transcript has 3 exons. NCBI's taxonomy places the organism in Eukaryota, Fungi, Ascomycota, Sordariomycetes, Hypocreales, Clavicipitaceae. Gene Ontology annotation, cellular component: vacuolar membrane.
AUGUCAGACAAAGUCCGUUCCGGCUCCGUCUCCGGUCACCGGGACCUUGAAUUCGGCAAAGGUCGCUCCGCCAAAUUGGCCUCCGUCUUUGGCGGUAAUGGCGUCACUGUUGGCCCUCGCAUCUGCGACCUCCCCGACUACCUUAAGCAAGAAGUCUCCGAAACCGAAGGCGAGUCCAGCGAGGCCAUUCUCAACCGCCAGCUCGCCUCUGAAGAUGGCGCCGCAAUCCAAUACCGCACCUGCUCCUGGCAAAAAACGGCGGCCCUCCUCUUCAGCGAGUACAUCUGCCUUGCCAUCAUGAGUUUUCCCUGGUCGUACAGCUACCUUGGCCUCGUCCCCGGUCUGAUCUUGACGGUUGUUGUCGCCGCCAUUGUACUGUACACGAGUCUGAUCCUGUGGGAGUUUUGUCUCCGCCACCCCGAGGUUCGCGAUGUUUGCGAUCUUGGCCAGACGCUGUUUUGGGGCAAGAAAUGGGCCUGGUGGGGAACAGCAGUCAUGUUUGUUCUCAACAACACCUUUAUUCAGGCACUGCAUGUGCUUGUCGGCGCAGAGUAUCUCAACACCAUGACGGAAAAGACGUCCAUUGGUGGAUGCCGCACCGUCGAGUUCUCGGUUGUCAUUGUCGUGAUUUGCUGGCUGGCGUCGCUCCCGCGGACAUUCAGUAUGAUGUCCAAGCUGGGCACUGCCUCGGCCUUCUUCACCUUGAUCAGUGUCGUCUUGGCCACGGCCUUUGCGGGUGUCCAGGGCAAACCAGCUGGAUAUACGCCUGCAAAGGGUGAGCCCAUCGUCACCGCUGUGCCCGUAGCGAGCACCACCUUUGUCCAGGGAAUGGCGGCCUUUUUGAAUAUUAGCUAUACGUUUAUCGGCCAAAUUACCCUGCCUAGCUUCAUUGCGGAAAUGCGUGACCCUCGUGAAUUCCCCAAGUCCCUCUGGGCAUGCACAAUCGCCGAAAUCAUCGUCUUCAGCGUUGUCGGAGCCGUCAUCUACGCAUACAGCGGCAAUCAGUACGUCAAGGCGCCUGCGUUUGGCUCCCUCGACGACUUGUACAAGAAGGUCUCCUUCUCCUUCAUGAUCCCCACCAUUAUCUUCCUUGGCUGUCUGUACGCUUCGGUAACGGCGCGAUUCGUCUUCUUCCGUCUCUUUAGAAAUUCGAAACACUUGAGUGACCAUACUGUUGUGGGCUGGGGUUCCUGGGCCGCUAUUCUCCUGACAACCUGGAUCUUCGCCUUUUUCAUUUCCCAAGUUAUUCCGUUCUUUUCUUCUCUCCUCUCCGUCAUGAGCUCCCUUUUCGACAGCUGGUUCGGCUUCAUCUUCUGGGGCGUAGCCUACUUCCGAAUGCGCACCGCCGACAAGAAGAUUGGACGUGAGCGCAACGUCAUUGGCGACUGGUUCUCCAUGGGCCUCAACGUAAUCAUCAUCCUGACGGGCUUCUUCUUCCUGACAGCAGGAACAUAUGCCAGUGUACAGGGCAUUAUUGAUUCGUUCAACGCAGGUGAAGUCGGUGGUGUGUUUAGUUGUAAGAGUAACGGCGUAUAA